This is a messenger RNA of Dunckerocampus dactyliophorus (ringed pipefish), 9204 nucleotides long. Its product is annotated as multiple PDZ domain protein. NCBI's taxonomy places the organism in Eukaryota, Metazoa, Chordata, Actinopteri, Syngnathiformes, Syngnathidae. The transcript has 44 exons. Gene Ontology annotation, molecular function: protein binding. Bases 1061 to 6709 code for a protein of 1882 amino acids. The record is from RefSeq and is a predicted model, not a curated record.
GCGUUGUUAACAUGGUAAUUUUUUUGUCAUUUUAUUUAAUUUUUCUAUCAUGAAUAUGCAUGCCUGCGUGACAUGUUUCGCAAUAAAGCAAAAAAAAAAUAAAAUGCGGGAAACACAGCGAAACAUGGAAGCAAAAGGUAAAAAAUACUCGAAUGUCCUAUAAAAUAUCACGUUACCGCAAAACUUUGUCAGUGAAAGCUUGCUUGUGUGUCCCUCGUGUCAAUACUGUAAGCGCUUGCUGCUUGCAGCACCCCUCACCCAUUUUGCUUUGUAUCAUUGCCUUGUUUCCUGGAGAUGCUGUGACGUAGUCCUUAUGAUUACCUUAAUGACUGCAAUUUUGACAGUCCAAGAUUUACAUUUACAGUAAUUUGAAAAUCGCAUUGCAAAUCCUAUUGCCAGCUACAGCUUCAAUGUUAAAAAUUUUAAAAUAAUAAUUCGGAAACGUUCGGCAGGCUGUAUUAAAUGGCCACAUAUGGCCCGUGGGCCGUGGUUUGCCUACUCAUGCAUUAUACAAACAUGUGGCUGUUUCUUGGUCAAUUAAAAAUAUCAUACAGUAUAUUAAUAUGCACUUAUUAAGUGAGUGCAACGAAGGGUUCUAUCAUCAUGUCAUGUCUUAGAAUAAUACAUCACGGACAGAGUCAAAACCUAACAUUGUUAUUUUUGUAAUUGUCCAACAAGUUAAUUAUUGGCUCUAAGCAGCCGGCAGUAGUGUACCUAAUGUUGUGUCCAGUGAGGGCAGAGAGGAUCAGAGGUGGACAUGCGCAGUCGCACUGGCAGGCAGCCUCAGCUUCUCUCUCAGAUACCAGACAACGCUUUCUAAUGACUUGUUGCUCAUGGAAACUGUCUGUUUUGGUGUGUCUUUCCAGCAUCUAGCGAUAAACUAGGGGGGGAGUGUGACCGUCCAAUAUGUAGCGUCGUGGACCUGUUGCUUAAGUCUCCUGAUGGACCAUCCAACGAUGACCGUCUGUUCGUCACGGUGUUAAUGAUGUUGGUGCCAGACAGACGAUGACAUUUACCAGAGACAUAAAGUCAUAAAGAAAGAGUUCAUCUGAGCAAAUCUAUGAUGGAGAUCAUAGAUACUCAGCGUGCCUUGGAGGCUGUGGAGCGACUUCAAGCCAAACUGAAGGAACGAGGGGAAGCGCCCGCUCAGGAGAAACUCAGCCUGCUGAAGACCGUCCUGCGCAGCCCCCUUUUCCUUCAUAUACUCAGCUUACAGAAGGCCCAACGGAAGCCCCCAGCCAAGGGGAAGGGCCUUUCCAAGUCAGUGUCCAUGAACUGUGGCAAGUGCCCUGGCAUGGGGAUGGACACGAAGCUCAGUCACAGCGACUCCUACACGUGGGCCAUGGAGAACCGAAGGCCCAGCAGGUCGCUCCACAGAGACGGAAGCGUCUCCUCUCUGGACUCGCAGGAUCUGUCCUUUUCAGACAUCUACCCAGACAACUGCAUUCACAUGGAAUCACAGUACUGCACACCCCCUCGAAUAUCCCGAACCAUGUCAAUGGGGAGGAAUCUGUCUGCAAUUGCUCAUGAGAGGCGUCACUUGGAGAUUAUUGAGCUGACCAAUGAUGGGAAGGGACUUGGCUUUGGUAUCAUAGGAGGUCGGAGCACAGGGGUCAUGGUCAAGACUAUCUUGCCCGGAGGAGCAGCUGGACAGGAUAAACGUCUGCGCAGUGGGGAUCAAAUCUUACGCAUUGGAGACACAGAUCUGGCUGGCAUGAACAGCGAGCAGGUGGCGCAGGUGCUGCGGAACGCCGGUAGCAAGGUGAAACUACUCAUCGCCAGGGAUAUCACCAAAGACAACCUGUCCUCUCCUGUCCUCAACCAGGAGUCAAUGGAUGGCAAUUCCAGUAACUUGAAUGAUGACUAUGAGUACAGUGUGCAGUUCACUAAAAACAGCAGGGGGCUGGGAUUCACCAUCUCCAGCUACAUAGGCGACCUAAACUCAGUAUACAGUGCUGGUGUGACAGUGAAGAGCAUUGUGAAAGGCAGCAGUGUUGACCAAGAUGGACAAAUCCAUAUUGGCGAUAUCAUAUUAUCUGUGGAUGGGGUGAGUCUGCAGGGCUGCAGUGAGCAGCGUGCAAUGGAGGUGCUGAGGAGGACAGGCCCUUUGGUCAGACUGAGACUAUUGAGGAAGGCCGUCCGUCUGAGUCAUAUCUUGCCCCCGGUACCUCCCCUACAUCCCCUCCGACACUCGCACAGCUUCCACGAGGGCAACCCCUACAGGGUGGGCCUGAACAAGAUCCACGAGACAGGAAUAUGUUCGCUGCGUGAAAUUUCCCGCCGUGCAGCAUACGCCAACAGAAGACCCCGACAUGAUUCCAGAAACGGAAUGAAACUUACACCAGCAGAGGAAAAAGACCUAAGGAUGCGGUGGCAGCGUGCAGUUGGACCAAGAUAUGAAGUUAUAGUUUGUCAAGUGGAACGUUUCAGUGAGACAAGUGGUCUGGGCAUCAGUCUAGAGGCUCGGGCCGGACAUCAUUACCUGUGCUCCGUUUUACCUGAAGGUCCUGUUGGGCAAAGUGGCAAGAUCAUCACUGGAGACCAAAUACUGGAGGUGAAUGGGAUCCCACUCGUUGGAGAGACACACAAAGAAGUGGUCAACAUCCUAAAGGAGCUGCCUAUGUUUGUUUACCUGGUGUGCUCUCGCAUUCUACCCCCUGCCAUUCCUGAUAGUGACGAGGAAGAGGAGGAUGAUGCCCAGCUCACCCUAAAAGAGCUGCUGGCUGAGUUCAAUGACAAGUUGGACCAGGGCUGUGUUAUUCCCUGUCCUACAGCUGAGGACAUCACAAAGCGCGGUGUGCCCCCCAUGUCGCCUCCUUUGGCCAUGUGGGAGAGAGAGGCGCAGGUGGUAGAGCUGGAGAAAGGCGAGACGGGAUUGGGCUUCAGUAUCCUGGACUACCAGGAUCCGGAGGAUGCCACCAAAACAGUUCUGGUAAUCCGCUCCUUGGUACCAGGGGGUGUUGCUGACCGAGAUGGCCGCCUGCUCCCUGGAGAUAGACUCAUGUUUGUCAAUGAGACUGAUUUGGAAGGCUCCAGUCUGGAUUACGCCGUGCAUGUGCUGAAGUCUACUGGUUACGGCCCUGUGCACAUCGGUGUUGCCAAGCCACUGCCGCUGGAACUUUGCGGCGGCUUGACUCCCAUCUCAGAGAGGAGCACGCGAGCAUCCUGCGAUGACAACGAAAGCCACACUCAGGUCAGCCUGCUAGCUGAGCCAGCCGAGGCCGGACCUUGCAACCUGGACAACAACAACAUCAUCCGGCCAUAUUACAACAACACGGAAAUCCAGCCGCAUCAGCGUUUUGGCACCAUGGAUGACAACGACACACAGCCAGCCCCUCCGCUGCCCCCUCGCACAAACUUUGAGAAGACAAUCACUGUUGUCCGGGGCAACCGUAGCCUUGGGAUGUCGGUGAGCGCUAUCAAGGACGGCUCAGGCAUGCUGGUGCGCAGCGUGGUCCCUGGGGGCUCUGUCAGCCAAGAUGGCAGAAUCGGGGUGGGUGAUGCUAUCUUGGCAAUCAACAAUGAGUCUACGUCCAAUCUGACCAAUGCCAUGGCCAGGUCAAUGCUACGUAGACAGUCUGUCAUUGGACCAGAGGUCAGUAUAACCUAUGUACCAGCACAUCGUGUGGAUGACCAUCGUACCCGCCUGUGUUUGCCUCCGCUGGCCUCCAUCCCAGAAGACGCCCCUUCCUCCCCCAUCCCAUCUACCCCAUCUCCAGAACCAUUGUUGGCCAGAUCCCCCAGUCCAGUCAAACCCUCCUCCACUUCAAUCCAGUGUAAAACUGUGGGUCCGGAUCCAGCCCCAGCCAAAACUUUCUUAAAAGUCCCAUUAGAAGAUCCAGCCAUAGUCCCUGGAGUGAGCCCUGCAGCUCCAGACUCGAGUGGUCAGAAUCCAAAAUGCUUACCUCACAAGAAGGAGGAAAAGGAAGAUGGACGGACGGUGCCGGAGCAGAAAAAGGAGGACAGCAGUGUGGAUGGUAAAGUGGUGAUAAAGGUGGAUGGAAAUGAAGAGGCAGAAGGUGAUCUCCGUCCUUACUACCCGUUGUCUUGGGAUCAGCCUAGAAGUGUGCGUCUCACUCGAGCUCCAGGCCAGUCUCUUGGUAUUAGCAUCAUGGGAGGCAAAGGCAUGGGCCAGAGGCUGAGUGGUGGCGAGAUGAUGAGGGGCAUCUUCAUCAAGCACAUCAGCUCUGAUAGCCCGGGAGCACAUAACGACACUCUCCAGGUCGGAGACAGGAUACUUGAGGUGUGCGGUGUGGACCUGAGUGAUGCCAGCCACGAGCAGGCGGUGGAGGCCAUCCGCAGAGCAGGAGACUCUGUGGACCUGCUGGUUCAGUCCAGACAGUACGGAACACAGUCCCUUUUGCUUACUAACCACGCGGGACGAACACCAACCCUGCAGUCCAACUCUGACAUCAGCCAGGCGGUACAGCCUUUCAGUGGUAUCUUCCUUAGUAUUUCCCCUACAAACCCCUUCAUUCCUACUCCUUUUAAGGUACCUCAGCAGACUCAACGAAGCCGCGUGACUGUCAAGGCACUAAACUUGGCGGCCACUGAAGACGAGAAGAACACUGGCAGAAAAAAGAUGCUCCAGCGUUAUGGCAGCCUGUCAGGGAAGCUCUAUAUGAUUGAGCUGGAGAAGCACCCUGCAGAACAUGGUUUGGGAAUACGCCUGGCAGGCAAUAAGGACGGCUCCAGGGCCCGCAUGAGUGUCUACGUGGCUGAUAUAGACCCUCAAGGACCUGCUGGUUUAGAUGGGAGGAUAAGGGUGGGGGAUGAGCUACUAGAGAUCAAUGAUCAGAUCCUGUACGGCCGUAGUCACGAGAAUGCUUCCACCAUCAUUGACAACGCUCCUUCCAAAGUCAAGAUCAUUCUCAUCAGAAAUAAUGCGGCACUGGGUGAAACAGAGGUUAACAACACUGUCAGCAGCAAGACGGACUUUGGAGAUCGGAGAGGAUUCUCUAGAGACCAGAAUGUCAUCCCACUACAGGAUAAUGUUGACAUUGGCUUGUGUCUGGCAGACGAGGGAUCCAAGGAUGAACUGGUGGUCAGGUCACAACUUCAGCAGGGCGCAAACAGCAAGGAUGGCAGAAUGAAGGUUGGAGGCAGAGUGAAAGCAGUUCUUGACGAGCCUGUGACCCGACUGUCUGUGGAGAAGACCACUGUCAAACUGUCUGUCAGCCACCCCGAGGCUGCCUCCUCAUCCUCCACGUCAAAGUCUCAUCACACAACUUCACCCCUUCCUGACUCCUGCAACUCCUCCGCCUUAGCCCUCAGUGCUAAGCAGGCGUCUGCCAAGGAGUGUAUUGAUUGGCUAGCAUCCACUUCAGCGACUGACCCUCUCCACUGCCCUGUUGUACCUGGCAAGGAAACCACCAUUGAGAUUUGUAAAGGAAAUGUGGGACUCGGUCUCAGCAUUGUUGGAGGAUGUGACACUCUGUUGGGGGCAAUAAUAAUCCACGAGGUGAAUGAUGGAGGAGCAGCACAGAGAGAUGGAAGGCUGCAGGCUGGAGACCAGAUAUUACAGGUCAACGGUAUUGACCUGAGGCAGGCCACACACGAUGAGGCGAUUGCAGUACUGCGCCUGACCACCCAGUGCGUUGACCUGCGUGUGUUCAGGCACCAGGAGGCCUACAGGGAGGAGGAUCUGUGGGACGUCUUCAGUCUGGUGCUAAGGCCUCAUCCUGUCAAGGGCCUGGGCUUCACCACUGUGGGGAAAAGUAAUGACACCGGCAUCUUUGUGUCAGAUAUCAUCAAAGGAGGCGUAGCGGAUUCGGAUGGCAGGUUGUUGCUGGGUGACCAGAUUCUGUCAAUCAACGGGGAGGACGUCCGUGCAGAAUCACAAGAAAAUGCAGAGCGGCUUCUGCAGAAUUGCAGUGGAGUGUUCCACCUGGAGAUGGCUCGUUUUAAAGCUGGAUUGCAGUACCCAGACCGGAAUCAGGAGUACUUUAAGUUGUGUUUUAUCCAGAGCGAAGACUCUGACUCCUCCACUCUGACGUCCUCAAGUGGAUGCAAUGCUUCUGUCAGCCAACAGAGGACGACAGAGAACAGAAAAGGGGGUCAUACUUUUGAAGACUACCCUGACUACAGAAAAGUAGUUAUAAAAAAGGGUCCACAUGACUCCCUCGGCAUCAGUUUAGCAGGAGGAGUGGGCAGUCCCCAUGGCAACAUACCUCUUUUUAUUGCUACCAUGGAUACCAAUGGAUCAGCUGCCAAAACACAGCAAUUAAAGCCAGGAGACCGGAUCCUGAGUAUAAACGAUGUAUCCAUGGAGGGAAUGUCUCACAUCCAGGCCACAGCCUUGCUCAAGAACGCCAUUGGCGCCGUCACCAUGCAGGUAGACGCUGUGGCAUCAGGACGCAGCCCUCAUGAUCCCAGGGGUGCACAUGAGCGAUCAUCAGGCCAGCCCAGCAGUCUGCCAUGCUUUCACAACAACCUCUGCGCUCGAAUGUACAAGACAGUGAGUCUGGAGAGAAGCUCCUCAGGCCUGGGCUUCAGCAUCGUGGGAGGAUUUGGGAGCCCUCAUGGAGACCUGCCCAUCUAUAUCAAAACUAUUUUCAACAAGGGGGCAGCCAUCGAGGACGGCCGACUGAAACGAGGCGAUCAGAUCAUCGCUGUGAACGGCCACUGUCUAGAGGGGGUAACACACGCUGAAGCUGUGGACAUCCUUAAGAAGACGAAAGGAACUGUGGUCCUUACUGUUCUCUCAUGAGAUUGUCUACCAUUUUAGCACUUCAUUCAUAGCAGAACUGCCUCACACGGACCAAAAUACUCUAGAAUAUAAUGUUGUAGAGAGACGUUUUUUGUAUUUUUUUUAUUUACUAUUUGUCAGCUACCUCUAACUGCUAACACAGCAUGGAUACAUACAGUAUACAGUUCAUGUACUCCAGAUUACCACUGUUACACAGCACUCCAUGAAGAUGAAGCUCAAAUAUCUAAGAAAUAAUCUUUCUGGUUUUGAAUGGUAACCAACACAAGGUGGCCUACCGAGCAGUCAUAUGGCAUAUAUGGUACAUAUACUACAUGUAUAUACAGUAUGGUACAUUUCUUGUCAGUACUCAAACUAUCUUCUUCAAACUUUUAGGAGUCACUGUUCAAGGCAGCAAUGAUGUCUGAUGCCAUGUGGCUGAAGGAGCAAGGGUCAAAGUUCGGGUGGGUCGGUGCAUGUUUUUUGUUGGUCCAACUGUCCACUUUGCAUGCUUUCGAGAUUUGAUUCUACAGUAUGUGUAAAAAUCAAAUACCUUUAUAGGUUUUAAAUGCACAGUCAUCUCUAGUUACUUUGUGCUUCGAAUUUUGUGGCUUCAUUCUGUCAUGGCUUUUCAAAAAUAUAUUCAGAAGUCAUGCUGGUUUGUGGUUAAGGUAAGGUUAAGAUAAGGUCUAUUAUUAGUAAAAAAAAAAAAAAAAAGCAUAUUGGAGCAAAUUUUUAAUAUUUUUGGAUAAAUUAAUAAAAAUGACUAAAUGAACUAAAAUAUAAAGCAUUCAGAAGAAGCAUUCAAAAAUAUAUGAUAUGUAGUAUUGUCACCUGUUAGUAAUGUCAAUGUAACAAUUGAGACACACAAGCACUUGGCUUGAUUGCCAGAACAGGCUUUUAGAAUCCCUAACACGGGCUAAAGUUGUGGCCGUAACCCACGCCAAGCUAAAACUCAACUCUGAGCCCUGACGUCACUUCCUGUCCACCUACCAUUCUGCUCUCCUAGCACCGGAACACAUUUAUAGCAACGCACACGAGGACGAGUAUUAUUUAUGUCUUAAAUGGCUUAUUUUUACUUAUUGUGAGUGGUAAGGUGACUAUAGGGGUGUUGUUUCUAAUCUAAAGGGCUCUAAUAAUGUUAAAACUGCAUUUAGAAGGUCGUGAACAGGUUUUCUAUGCUCUAACUGUGAAAAUAUUUGAUUUAUAAAUAAGGAAUCCUAUAUCACUGAAAUUCACUUAUCACGGUUGGGUCUGGAACCAAUUAACGAGGGAUUACUCCAGUUGAAGUUGUUUGUGGUAGCUGUGCUUAUUGUUUGCAUAAGUUGCCACUCUACAUGCACGCUGUCAUUGUUUUCCCUAAACUGCUUGGCUUUAAGUUGCCACUGAUGCCAUGUUAAUGAAUAGGUGUUCCUUAAAACUGCAACAUGCCAAGUGCUUCUGCCAAUCUUUUAUAUGGCAUUAAGGUUUAAGGACGGGAAAUGUGUCGUGUCUUGUUUGAGGACAUCUCCAAUGUUACGCAGCUCGUGUGUGGGUAGUAUUGUGUUGCUAUUGUUGAUCCAUGCGGUUAUUGUGUCAUGUGCAGGCAUUGGUUAGGAACCAUACUGAUGAUGAGUGUUUUCUAAUUAUUUAUAUAUUCUUUUCUGUAACUUAUUGCAUUUAAUGUAUGUCAUACACACAUUCACACACAGGUUGGAUUCAUGUUACAACAAGAGCUGCUGUAAGUGUUCUUAUUAAAAUGAUCAUUUGUUUGUAAAUGGCAUUCUCUUGCACAACUUUUGUGUAUAAAAGUGUGCAAAGUCGUUACAUCACUGACUUAUCUUUACUUCUGCUUUUUUCUUCGACUGUAUUUUGGGGAUCAGAUUUGAUUCAUAAUAAUUGAUCAUCUCCUGAAACUGAAGGACGCCUCAAGUUUAAACAGAUGUUUACAACAAUAAGACAGAGAAAAGCACAAGUAAAAAGUGAACUUUUGUGUGUGUAUGUGUGUGUGUGUGUGUGUGUGAUUAAUUAGUGGAGAGUCUGGUGACAAGAUGACGUGGUGCAAUACAGUACAUUUGCACACAAAUGUCUCCUUUAAGAGCUCCCUGCAUUUAAUCAAUGCCAUCUGUUCACGUGGCAAGCUUUAUUGAAAGGCAGCCAUGGCAGUCUGCUUCAUCCCUCUCCAGAUGAACAAUCAACUGUGAAGAGCCUUUUAACGUGGAUAAAUGCCAACAUGCUUUAUGCAUUUAAAUGUGGUGUUUUCUGCAUUUGAAUCGCUCUUAUGAAGUUAAAAUUGGAAAAGAAUAGCGUGUGUCUGUUGGAAGCAAUGCAUGCACUUUUGAUUUAGUUCUAUCACGUCCAUCCAACAAUAGAAGUCUUUCUACUCAAUCAUUAGGCAAGAAAUUUAGGAGAGAAAAAAAAUCAGGCGGGACACUCACUUAUCACACAAUCCCUUAUGAUUCAAUGCCUCUUCUCUUUUCUUCAAAAAAUGACUGCCGUCCUGCUGUCACGGCUGCUGCUGUUUUUUUUCCCCCGUCAAA